AUGGUCGCCUGGCGCGAGCUUUGCAAGGGAGUUCUAGUGGAGGCCUUGCGUUUUGUGGUUGCUGCUUGGGGCGAGUCGAAGCAUCCUGUCAGCUGCAAAGAGAACGGUCAAGAGGCCACCUGGAUCUGUUCUGAUCAGAGGGACUACUGGGAGGCUCAGGCUAGGAAGUGUCGAGACAGGCUUGCUGAGGCAGAGCUUUCCAUUCUGGAAUUAGAGGCUUAUCGAAGGCAGCGAUUCUGGAUUGAACUUGUGCUUUGGUUCCUGAGCAUUCUGCUGAGUUUCCUGCUGGGCGGUUUUCUUUCCGCUACAAUUUCUUCGUGGCACCGCGGUGUGACACCCGGGCACUCGGGUCAAGGACUGGCAUUGGAGGCACCGCAGUGGGUCGCCGAGAGUGAGACCUUGGCUUCUGUGCCAAAGGAUGGCAAGGAACUGGCUGACACGAUCCUGGAGGUAGGUCAGGUGUAUCAAGACAUAAGGCGUGUUCAUAAUGGUCGGCUGCCCCAGGGUGUUGACGAGAAUGAGACCUACAUGGCCAAGCAUUCGGAUCAAGGUGCCUUUACUAGGCAAGAGUUGCUGGAGCUGAUAAAGAAGGCAGAGGCAGAUGACACACGUCGGCCCCGUCAUCGCAUUACUGGCAAGCUGGACUCGGAUGGUCAAAGGCAUCCGGUCAGGGCUACUGGAAUGGAGGCGGCGGUCCAUGAGAGAGAGGUCUCGGACUUCGUGUGGAUCGUGGUGUACAGCUCUGAUGGGGAGAAUGUCGGUGAUCAGGUGACUUGUCCGGCCUCCUCGCCUUUGCUACAAGUGGGUGGUCUUGAUUACAAGCUUUUUGUAUCAGGAGGCCGCACCCUGCUAGCGCGGAAGGUGGCCGCUGAAGUUGCUCCAGAGGUCAGCAGCGCUCUCAGGCCAAGGGCUGGAGAUGUCCAGGCAGCUGAAAGGGAUGUGAGGGUACUUCCUGUCAUGUUUGACGCAUCUGAUGAGAGAUGGCGUACUUUGACGGAGGCGUUCCCUGAGUACGAGGAAAUUGAGUAUGACGAUUUCCCGCUCACUGGACCCCGGACGGUUUACAGGGACAUCAGACAGCUCAGGAGGCUGGGUUUUGACUUUGUGCAACACCACGAAAGCUGGGUCCGAAAAUCAGGAGUUCGUGGUACGGAUCGCAGUGUGCAUGAGCAUUCGUCCAUUUGCAGAGCAUUGAACUUCAUGGCAUCGUACGACCAGCUGAACCUACCAUCAUUAGCUUCUGCCGAGGCUUUGAACCGCAGAAGGGCACUGAUCGAGGUAGCUCAUCAAGGUCGUCCGGAUGCCCCCUCCUACGAGGGAUCGGACGAGAUACUUGGUGUCCGUGAAGCCACGGACGGUUCAGUUAUCGACCCGGCCUUGACGCAGCACGCGGCAAAGCGACAAGCAGCACGAGCCGAGAUCCUAAAGCAGAACAGGUUGGCUGCAGAGGAACGAAAGCAUCUUCGGCAGCGACCUGAUGGUCCACCAAAUCCUCCGAACAAGCCGGACAAGAAGGGAAAAGGCGAAGGCAAGGGUGGUCAAGGUGGUUUGGCGAUGUUUUCCCCUUACCCUUACCUGUUGACGAUGGUUUUGCCGGGUGUGAAAGUGGUCUGGCUUCGCGUCGCUCAAGACAGAGGGUUUUUCAGAUGCAAGCACAUGGCCGUUGUCGCAUUUGAAUGCGGCGCAGCGGCACAUCAAUUCGCGGAUCAGGCAGCGCUUCGGCAGCUGCUGCGUAAGAAGGCUGGGACAUACUCAUCUGACCAGCCGGGGCAACUUGCCUCCUAUGCGCGAGAGCGGCUAUCCCUACCACGGGGACAGGGUGAACCAGUUCGGCUCACUGAUAUCCUCCCCCCGCGUGAAAGGCACCAGCUCGAGAACUUUGCCGAUGAGAUGAUGUUGGGCGAUGAGGAGAUUGCUGGGGUGCUGGAAAGGGGGUUAGAUGGUCUACGGCACAUAGAUCCGGUUUUGGCACAUAAUCCACGACGGUAUCAUGAAUUUGUUGCGGACCUGUACGAUUGCAAGCUUGUGGGGUUCACGGUGACGCCAAGGGUGCAGGUGGGAGCAUUCGUGGUCACGAAGAAGGGUGAUCGCCAGCGGCUGAUCGUGGAUGCUCGCCGCACAAAUAGGCUUUUUAGGACUCCGCCUAGCACAAACCUGGGAUCCAUAGAGAGUUGGGCGAGGUUGGAGUGCAGUCAAGGGGAGACACUUUUCAUGGCGCAGGAGGACGUAAAGGAUUUCUUCUACAGACUUCGUAUAGAUCAGAAGCUGGGGGAGUAUUUUGCGCUCCCGAUGGUCGAUCCCCUCUUGCUGCAGGAGUGCCUUGGAUACAUGCCGGAGGAGCUCCAAGCACUCGCCGACAGGCACGAAGGGCCCUACUACCCGUUCCUGACAGUGUUGCCGAUGGGAUUCAGUUGGGCCUUCCAUCUCGCACAUCAGGCGCACAUGGAGGUGGCGCGUCGCGUAUUGCCGGACAGCCUGCUGGUCAAGGACCGGAGGCCAGCAGUGCGCAUGGGACGUGCCGAUGGGGAGUGCCAAACAGCUAUGCUCAUAUAUGCUGACAAUAACAACCAUCUCGGCGUUGACCUGGGCCAGGUAGAUCGGGAUCAAGAGCGUGUCAUGGAAGAACUUCACAGGCAUGGUCUGGCCACUCAUGAUAUUGUGCAUGGUUGCAGUCUGUGUGAAAGCUUGGGGGUGCGAGUGGACGGCUUGAACGGAAAGGUCGAGACUACUCCAAAGAGGGACUGGAGGCUGGAUAGAGCGCUGCUGGCUUGCUGUGCUGCCCCGUGUCUUUCUGGUGCCGAGCUGGAAGUUCUGGUGGGUCACAUGACGGUCAGGGCUUUGUUGCACAGAGGGCUAAUGAGCAUCCUCAGGCACUCCUAUGUGUUCAUCCGCUCGAAUUACCACCGAAGGACGAGGCUUUGGGACAGCGUCAUACACGAACUGGAGUUGUUCCGCAAUCUUAUGGUCCUUGGACAGGCAGACAUCUUUUCCAGAUGGGACGCUUCGCCCUUAAUCACUGACGCUUGCACAUCGGGGUAUGGAGUCUGUGAGGGGCAAUGGAAUGUCACCGAAGUUGAAGCUGUUGGAAGAGAAGAUGAACGCUGGAGGUAUCACCGUGGGCCUCCAGAUCGGGAAAAUCCCAGAGCCGCGGCCUUGAACACCACUGAUGUUUUUGAUGACCCGUGCAGUGUCCUUCCGGAUUUUGAGGGUGAGCUACCGUUCCAGCUAGUUGAGAACCCAAUGUUUCCGGAGGUUCCGAAGUCGUUGCUCUCGCCCGAGAAAUGGCACACAUUGUGGUGUGCUCCCUUCGACUACAAGGACACCAUACAUGUUCUGGAAGCGAGGGGAGUGUUGGGAGCAGUCAAGCACAGAAGCCGAGAUCAGAUGAAGCAUGGUACCAGGGUUCUCAUUUUGAACGACAACCUCGGUGUCGUGUUAUCCAUCAGCAAAGGUAGAUGUGCGGACUAUGGCCUAUUACGCAUCCUCCGCAGGAUUGCAGCUCACAGUCUGGCCACAGGCAUCCGUUUCAUAGUGCGAUGGGUGCCCUCUGAGCUGAACAUCGCUGACGGCCCGAGCCGCACAUGGGAAUCCCCACAUGAGCAGUACCGCAAAUGUGAGGCGCGGCGUAAAGAGGGUUGUCGAAAUUUUCACGAAGGAGGAGGCCACGAGAGCCAAUGCCAGAUUGAGUAG
This is a messenger RNA of Symbiodinium sp. CCMP2592, 3690 nucleotides long. The record is from the annotation of a GenBank genome assembly. NCBI's taxonomy places the organism in Eukaryota, Dinophyceae, Suessiales, Symbiodiniaceae.